AUGGAACGACUAAAGCAGAAGCGGACGGCUCUGAGGUCUCAAGUAACGAGGCUGAUCUCCGACAUCGACGCAGCUUUCGCAAGCCACUCUGACGAGCGAAGCCUCAACGUAUUAUCGGUGGGGCUCAGUGAGUUGCGAAUACAGCUGAGCAACGUGAACGCAUCCAUCGAACCACUGGUACCUGACGGAGACGUUGAGCAAAACUACGCCCGCACGAUUGAAUAUGACGACAAGAUCGUCGCGUACAUCGCCACCAUCGCACAGGAGGUAGAGGAACUCCGACGAGCGAGGCCCCAAACCGGUACAACGCGGAUUCACAACGACGGCGACGGACACGUUGCAACCUCUAAGGUGAAGCUGCCGAAACUGGAGCUUCAACGGUUUGGCGGUGCAGCUACCGAUUGGCAACCCUUCUGGGAACAGUACAAGCAAGCCAUACAUGACAACGACAGCCUCUUUAACGCUGAGAAGUUCUUGUACCUGCGGUUGGCGCUUACGGGAAAGGCAGCAUCGGCGAUAGCCGGCAUUCAAGCAACGGGAGAAAACUACGAUACCGUCGUUGAGCUUCUCAGGGAGCGCUUCGGUCGGACUGACGUUCUCAUUCAAGAACACCUCUCCCAACUACUUGAUUUGCCAGCAGUACGACACUCGAGCGAGGGGGUGAAGAGCGACACUUACGGAGCUAAGCUCUGCUCUGCACUACUAAGAAUGCUGCCGGGAGAGUUAGUCAUUGAUUACCACAAGUGUCGACGUCCUACAGACAAGGAAAACGACUGUAUCAAAAUAGAGAGCCUACAACGCUUCCUUAAGCUCGAAGUGGAGAGCCGUGAAGAGGCUCAACAAGUUCGUCAGCGAGAAGCCAAGGGUAUGAGCCAUACCAAAAUAACAGAAGGUGGAAAGGCUUCUCUGAAGGAAUCAGCCGCUGCUCUUUCCUCAACUAGUCGCUCCAAGCAGACUGAACCGUGCGCAUUCUGUGCCACGAAGAACCACGCUAUACGAAAUUGUCAGACAUCAAUUUCUCUGGAGGAGAAGAAGCAAAGAUUUCGAGAAGCAGGACGAUGUUUCCGGUGUUCGAUCAAGGGACACACCUCCAAAGAAUGUCGCAAGAAAAGAAUCAUGUGUGAAACAUGCGGGCGAAGGCACAUAACUCAAAUGUGUGACCCAUCCUGGAAGAAAAGUAAGAACACCGCAGCAGAGUUACACUCUUCAACUGGCAGGAAGAGCGAUAAAACAUCUGCUGUACUACUUCAAACAGCUCAGGUCUGGGCGGAAGGGAAACAGCAAAGAGCUCUCACACGCAUCCUUUUUGAUGGAGGAAGCCAACGAACCUUUGUGAUGGAAGAACUUUCACGUAAGCUGCAGCUCGAGGUUGUUGGUGAAGAAGACAUUACUAUCUACCCUUUUGGAGGAGCAGGAAACAUCAUCAAGGAAAAACGCAGAAGGGUACGAAUCUGGCUAAGGAGCCAGUACAGCCAAAAGAAGCACUGCCUAGAAGCUCUGGAGAUACCAGAGAUUUGCUCCGAUCAUCUUCUUCUACCUGAGAGUGUAGUGCAAGGAGUCCAAGUACAGAUAGCUGAGCUGGCAGACGUCACCUUGCCACCAGCCCAGUUAACAAGACAUGGUAUUGACAUUCUUAUUGGUGCUGACUACUAUUGGGCUCUUGUCUCUGGUGAGGUCCAAAAAGUGCAAGGCGCUCUAGUCGCUGUCAAAACAGACUUUGGAUGGACACUUCAAGGACCGAUUCCCCACAGCGGUUUGACUGCCUCCUGUUCUACUGCGGCAGUUCUGAAGGCCAAUGUCAUGGAAGCUCGCUUCUUCUAUGGGAAGAAGAAAAUUCCGUGUAGGACGCGUUUACCACCCGAAGACGGAAGCGACGACAGCUGCCUAAGUGACACUGACAAUGAGGAUGCGGACUACAACCCUCUCCAACAGUUCAACGCACCCCCCGAUAAUGACACAAGCGAAGAAAGUGAAGAAGAAGAAGAAGAAUCGGUGCCAGCUUCCUCGAAAGGAGUGAAUCGGCCAGUGCACUGGUCAAAAACAUCUUCAUCUCUGAGUAAUGACGUUCCUCAGUGGAAAGGCGCAGCGCAUGAGAGCGAGGCCGUCAGGUCCCCAAUCGAGAACUUCCAGGGAUUCUUCGACGACAACGUGUUCAAUCUAAUUGUGCAGCAGAGCAAUAUUUAUGCAGUACAGCAAAACCCGAAUAAGCCUCUAGCCUUGUCCCGGGUGGAACUUGAGCAGUUUCUAGGCUGCACUGUCUACAUGUCAAUCUUCCAGCUACCAUAA
Messenger RNA from Ixodes scapularis (black-legged tick), 2286 nucleotides. RefSeq lists its product as uncharacterized. Gene Ontology annotation, molecular function: zinc ion binding; nucleic acid binding. Lineage: Eukaryota; Metazoa; Arthropoda; Arachnida; Ixodida; Ixodidae. The record is from RefSeq and is a predicted model, not a curated record. Bases 1 to 2286 code for a protein of 761 amino acids. The transcript has 3 exons.